Symbiodinium sp. CCMP2456 is the source of this 6399-nucleotide messenger RNA. Lineage: Eukaryota; Dinophyceae; Suessiales; Symbiodiniaceae. The record is from the annotation of a GenBank genome assembly.
AUGUUCGGUGCUGUGCUUUCGGCAUUGGCCCGGUGGUUCCUUCCCUCACGGAAGCAGGAGGGACGGGAAGCAGAGCAGGAGCCUGCGACCCCUGCCGAGAGGCAACCAGCGCCGCCGUCGCAGACGCAGGCCAUCGCCUCGAGCAAUGAGGUGUUGCCCACCGCCCCGGCCGUACCACGGGAAGCACAAGCAGAGGACACCAAGGAGUUGUCACGGCCUUCUUCUUUGUCAGAAGCGGUCGAAGUCUCCCCAAAGGAGCCUGCAUCAGCCUCCAGUGCGCUUGCAGAAGUGGCAAACUUGCGAGGGCGGGAGGCCGUCCAAACACUGGACACUUCCGACCAGCAGCCACCGACAUCCGUGCUGCAGCAGCCACAGCCUUCUGAUUCCCCACAGCCAGCAUGCGCGGCGCCUGCCCUGCGAGCGCCGUCACCAGCAAAGCAAACCUUGCCCACAGAGGAGCCGUCUCGUCUAGCUUUUCAAAGUGCAGAGCUGGCAGACGCUUCUUUCGAGACGAAGCUGGAAGCAGUGAAGGAGGCGAGGAGAUCACCAGAUGACGAUGUGGAGGCAAGCAAAUCUGCCACUCUGCAACGAAAGCUGGACAAAGCAAAGGAGGUCAGCAGCAAGUCCGCAACUCUGCAGAAGAAGUUGAUGGAGGCGAAGGCCGGCAGGGCAACCAGCCCUGCAAGGGCUGAAGCGCAGCCCGCAGCGACCAGUUCUGAAAGCUCAGCGACCACAGUCAGUAAAACUGCUAUUCUUCAGAAGAAGCUGGAUGAGGCACGCAGAUCUGUACUCUUCAAGGCAGCAGCCGAAGAGGUGCCGGAGAAAGCUAUGCAGGCAAACGAAGAUGUGGAAAUGGAGGCCCUGGAGGAGAGCACGUUCGAGAUGAAGCCUGGAGAUGAGGCGGCAAUCAAAGCCACUUCGUCCAAGAGGCCCAGUUCGCCGGACAAGCAGGACAACAUGGAGGCCAGGGUUGCGGACUUGAUGGGGCUGCAGGAGGCUGCAAAGAGCCGAAGGCGAGGAGUCGUGGAGAAGGCCAAGAGUGUCAACCGAGAAGAAGGAAGCAGCGCAUCCAGGAGGGAGAAGAGGGCAGCUGAUGACAUGGAGGAAGCCCUGGAGGAAACGAGAACGCCCAAGAAGAAACGCAGCGAAGAGACCAAGAGUCCAGAAGAGCCUCGUCAGGUGCGCAGAGCCUCAGUGAUCUUGAAGGGAGCCAAGAAGAUGACCGAAGGAAGCGCACCACAAAAGCAGGCGGUUGAAUCCGAAUCUACGGAUCAUGGCAAAGAUGCCCCAGCGAGAGAGCGCGGUGCUCGCCCAAAAGCCUGGAGCAAGCCUGCUGCACAGGACGGUACGUUUCUGGACACCGGAGCCGAAGAGCGGCCAUUCAACGUUUUCCGGGCGAAGGUUGACGUGUCAGAUGGCUUUGCAGAUUCUGGGAAGCCAAAGACGCAGCCACAGAGCAAGCCGUCAGACUUCAAAGAGAAGGAGAGUGAGGAAUCUGACUCGUCGCCCUCGGAGCCCUCCAGAUGGCGAGCCCAGAGUGAGCACUCGGAGCAGGAUGACCCGGAGCUCAGGGACUGGCGCUGGCUGCAGCAGCCGACUCAAGCGCCUGCUCCGAGGAGCGCGUCGGAAGAGGAAAUGGCUGCGGAUGCGACAAACCAAGCUCUCAAAAGCAAGAAGAAGAAGAGGAGGAGGAAAGCCAAAGGCGCAGCGUCGUCGGCCACAAAGUCUGUACAGAGCACAGCCCUUUCCGAGCCGGCCCUGCCUUCGGCGUCCAAAAAGGAUCGCCCAAAGCGCAAGAGGAGAAAAGCACAUGUGGAAAAGGAGGAGACCACUCCGCCCAAAGGCAAGCGGACGCCUUCUCCCGAAGGAACGACGCCAAAAGCCGACAGGUCCGACUUUCCUGUUCAACAAGAACUCGGCCCAGAGACAUCCAGCGAGGUGAGGGGUGCCGAAGACAUCAUGUCUGUGAGCUCCGGAAGUGACAACACGGACUAUGGUGUCAUUGAUUGCCGAUUCAUCUCGGAGAACGAUGCAGCCCUUGGCCUGCGUCGCCGGAUCCAGCGCCACAAGACGCGGGCACUGGAGGAGGCGAAGAAGGACGAGAAGAAAGCAAGAAAAAAGGCCAAAAAGGCAGCAAAGCGCGCCCUGAAAGCCAAGCGAAAGGCGGACACGGCAGAGCAAGCUGCUGGCUGCAGGACAUCUUCGAAGACGAAACCUAUGUGGCCCCCCGAAACUGCUCCGGUAAUGAUGGAGCACAGCUACGACGAGGAUGCGAAGCACUUGGACCAGCUGUACAACUACAACGAGGACAUGGACAAGGAGGAGGGAAGUGAACGCGACGAUGCAGACAGGGGAGGCUGCCUCCAGGUGCAGAGCUUUGCAGCCGUCCGCGCCGCUAUAAAGAUCAUCGGCAAGUUUGCCAACCUACACGACCUCGUCUUUGCCGUUGCUGCGGGGGAGGUCGGCAAGAACGGCGAACAUCGGCAACCGCUGCUGUUAGGGUGGGAUUCGGGACUUCGACUCGGGGUCGAAAACAAUAAGGAGGUUGUGCAACGUGCUCCUUUCUCGUCGACAUCGAAAAUGCAAUCUACCGGGAGCAAUGGACCCCAAGAAGGGGGAACCACAAGCCUGCUGGCCAACUCCAGCCCUCCCAAACGCCUCCGAGAAGGGGGAGCUGGGACUGACGAGGACAAAGACAAGGUCACACUGGCCUCCAUCAGGGAGGCUAUUCGUGAGCAGCUCCGCGAAGAGAGACACAUCCUCUCGGGGGAGCUACGCGAAGGCCUAGCCGAGGUGCACAGCCGAAUCGACACCGUGGAGAAAUGCACCACAGCUCUAUGCAGAACGGUCACCGAUCAGCAAGUUAAGAUCGACUCCAAGGUAACCAGCAUCGAGCAGCACACACAGGACCUGGGGACCAGACUCGAGCUCCUUGAGGGGAAGUUCGCGACCGCGCAGUUCAAUGUGAGCAGCAACAAACGGGGGUCCGAGGGAUCAACAGCCGAACCGGUCCGCCCCGCCCUUGUACUUGGGGGAUGGGCAGCAGAACAAGCAGCAUCAGAGACACUGAGGUUGGUUAAACAACAUGUUGCCCAGCUUGAGAUUGAUCUGGACAUGGACGAAGCCUUUGUGCCAGGGCUCCGACGAGGCUUUGCCAUUCUACCACUCCGGGCUCGUCAGGGGGAAACACAAAUGCAACUUCGGGGGAGAGUCCAGGCAGCCCUGGCCACCAUCCGCGAGGCAAAAAUCGUCACUGGACCAAGACCAGAAGGCCGGGGAAGGAACUCAGCCCUCGAAGUUGAGUUUGGCACGGCCGAUGUCUGGUACAAUGCGACCAAGAUUGCUUCGGGGGUGACCACUGGCCCCGACGGCGCUACGACUACACCAGGGGGAUGGCUCAACCUAGCCCCGCUGGCACGCCAACUGGGAACGUCGGGGGAAGCGCUCGAGGAAGCAUGGAAGGAGCUCCGAAAGGUGUACUUUCUCAGUUGGAAUGUUGGUGGCCUUCAACCUGAAAAAGCAUUGCGAAUGCUAUCUUCACUCCGACAAGCUCGAAUUCAUCCCUUUUGCGGCAGCUUUGUGAUACUUCUCCAAGAGAUGAUCAUAGAACCAGGCAAACAUUUCGCCGAACAUGACGAUCUACAACUUUUCGCUGGCAAACUUGAUAAGGAAUGGCGGGGGACUGGGAUAGCGCACACCGACGAUAUCACCCGAUCUGCCUGCAAGACAUCCCAGUGCAGUACGUCCUGCACCAUACAAGUUGGGAACAUCAACAUGAUCGCCACCUCUCUUCACAUUCCUCACCACGCAAGCAUGGCAGAAGCCGGGGAAAUCCUCGAAGCAGCAGAACACCAGCUACGAAAGAAGCACAAAGGCCUGCUGGGAAUGGAUGCUAAUGAAACCUUCGUACUACGUGGGAACAGUGGCCUCGACUCUGAAACAGGCAGAGGGGAAAUGAUCCUUGGAUGGCUCGAACGACUACAACUCAUAGUCCCUGAGCAUAACAUUGACAAACCGAGCUACUUCCCAUACAAUCAUCGCCUCCAACCACGACGACUCGACUAUGUAGCUCUCCGACACCUUCCAGGCGAGUCAGGGGAUGUCCUCGCCCAACGAGAUGUUGCAAGCUCCGACCACGAACCAGUACUCGUCAGCGCAGCGGUUAAACCCGCCAAGCGCGACUAUUCGACCAGAGCCCCAGAAUGGGGGAGCCGACGACUGCGAGGACCUACAGUGGUGAAGCAGAUCCUGGAAGCUCCACUGACCUCGGGGGACCCUCUGGAUGCCCUGGCACGGACCGCCGUCGCAAUUACCGUCCCGGAGAAAGUCCUGCCUCACUUCCAGGAAAGCAAGGUGCAGAAGAAGCUUCGAGCUACGGCCAUCAGCCAUCGAGGGGGAGCAGAACGACGAGGUCUGUGGAAACAAGAUGCGACACACGGCCAAGAACAUCGCAAAUGGAGGAAGCAACUACUCGACAGAACGGCAAUCGGCGACUGGAAUGCCAAGAUGGCGCUAACUCAAUCGAUGCGCAGCCACGAAUGGGAACUCCCACUCACGGAUGACCCGCAAUGGCGAGAGAAACUGACCGAGCACUUUGAGAACAUCUUCCAGAAGCAAGAUAGCGCAAUAGUCGAGGCCAAGUUCGCCCAAGUGGAUGGCCGCCUUGCUCGAUUAUGCAAGGGGACAGCCUGGAUACCCUUCAGCAUGGAAGAAUUUGUUUCGAUCAGAAAGCGGUGGAAGAACGGACGAGCUUGUGGUCCGGACAUGGUCUCACACGAGGCCAUGAAGGCAAUGCUACAGCACCCCCUCUGGGGGGGGAUGAUGCUCGAACUGUUCAACGAUAUGCUCUAUACAGCCAAGAUACCGCAGUCAAUUGAGAGGGGAGUCAGCAUCCUCUUGGCAAAAACCAGCCAGCCGGGGGAUUGGACAGAAACAAGACCGAUCACUCUGAGUUCGGCUUUGCUCAAGGCCUUCUCCCAGCUACUCCUUUUACGAGCCGGAGAAGACGUCAUGACCCCAGCACGACUGCAAUGGUCACGGCAGAGCCGUCAAGGUGUUGAACUGAUGAUACUCCGACGAGUCUGCCGCAUUGCCUUUGACUUCGGCCUGGAAAUGUUUGUAGUGAAACUUGACAUACGCAAAGCAUUUGACUCCGUCUACCAAGAGGCCAUGGCAGACAGAAUCGAGGCCGACGUUGCGUUGAAGGGAGGGAAACCGUGGGAAGCCCGUGCAUGGGCGGCACUCCUACGAUCCGGCAAGCUCUCCAUCAAUUUUCGGGGGACAACCCUCCAACUGGACCAAACCAAUGGAGUUCGUCAGGGAAGCCCUGAUAGCCCCGUAGCGUUCGGUGCAGCAGUGGCAAGAGACCUUGAUGACUGCAUCCGGGAAGCCAAGGCCUCCAAACCUACAACGGGGGGCCCACCGCCCGAGGACGGAGGUAGCUACAUGGAUGAUACGUAUAUCUGGCCCAUGUCACGGACGCACAUGCAGAAGAUGCUGGACCUUUUGGGGGACAAAUUGCCUCAGAAAGGACUCUUCCUGCAUCCAGGCAAAGUGGACAUCAUCAGUAACAAGACACCAGCCACCUUCCAGGUUGCCGGCAAGGAAGUGAAGACGAAGGGGGAGAACCACAUCAUGACCGUCCUGGGGAGUCCCAUGGCUUUCCAUCUCGUACCGAGCAAUAUAGUUAUUGCGGCGAUGCAAACAAGCGGGAGAAAAGCCUUCUGGACACACCGGGGGGAGUUGAUGGCAAAGGCGCCGAUCUCCAAAAAGAUGAUUUUGCAUACGAUGCUGGUCCGUCAAUCAGCCCUCUGGGGUUGCGCUACGUGGCCUUGCAAUGCACAGAUUCUGAAGCAAGCAAACUCCAUCCAACUAGCCCAUAUUCGGGAUAUGGCUGGUAUGCGAAGGGGGGACGGCGAAGGUUGGACCACAUGGAAUCAACGCACCCUUCGAAGAAGCCAGGGGAUACUCUUCCGCCACGGGAUCACCAAGAAACACCCGGCAGCAAGCAGAUGGUCCACCUUCAUCCUUGAGCAGAUCUGGGGGUUACUCGGACACAUGUGUCGUGGUGAUCCGGUCGGGGGACAACUCCUCCGGUGGCGAUGCUUGGCAUGGUGGAAUGCUCGCAGACCACCAUGGGGGAACAUCACCCAUGCUAGGCGUUUCAACGCGUACAUGGACACUGAUCGGCAGGUCACAUCUGUCGCGGGGGAGAAUUGGCACCAGGUAGCCAUGGACCGGAACCAAUGGUCAAGUCUCCUCCAAACAUGGAUUGACAAAUACGACGUGCCGUGGGCAUCUGGAAGGCAGACAAGCAUCACGAACCUUACGCCACAUCGAAGUACGAGCUCGGACGCCAGGGGGGGAGAAUUCCCGCCACCUCCACCGCUGACUACUUGA